Messenger RNA from Phlebotomus papatasi, 2332 nucleotides. RefSeq names its product gamma-aminobutyric acid receptor subunit beta-like (gene Lcch3). The record is from RefSeq and is a predicted model, not a curated record. Gene Ontology annotation, molecular function: neurotransmitter receptor activity; extracellular ligand-gated monoatomic ion channel activity; GABA-A receptor activity. Gene Ontology annotation, cellular component: membrane; GABA-A receptor complex; neuron projection. The transcript has 6 exons. Lineage: Eukaryota; Metazoa; Arthropoda; Insecta; Diptera; Psychodidae. Bases 753 to 2213 code for a protein of 486 amino acids. Gene Ontology annotation, biological process: nervous system process; signal transduction; regulation of membrane potential.
UCAUCUCCAGAGACAAAUCAGAUGUUCACUUGAGCACUACGAAUUUUCUGUGAAACUUGUGGACCCCAGACAAGUAUCCGAUAGUUGCGUAUGAAAGGUCCUAUUUGUAGUUUCUUUUUCGUUAUCCUAAAUUGCGAAAUCCUCCAUUUCCCAUUAGUUCAGGAUAAAAUGUGUGCUUGACAGUGCUUAAAGAGUUGUGAAGUCGUUGAAGAAGUGAAAGUGAACAUUUUGUGAUUAAUUCCACGAGAGUGAAGAUUCUGUUCCACCCUCAUCCUGGGGAAGAAAAAUUUAAACUUGUACCACCACGACCUUGUUCCCAUUUUCACACAAUCGUGUAUCACCUCAUUAUAAACUUAUAUAUCCCAUUGUUUCAGCAUCCUCCAACAUAACCCGAGACGUUUGCCUUUUUCCACUCUCUUCCAUCUCAAGCCAUCAUCCCCCUCUGUAGGUUCCCACUUUUACAUUCUUUGGGGUGGUGCUCCCAAAGAAAGAAGCCGAGGGGUGGAGUGGGUGGUCGUUGGUGGUUUAUUUACUUGAGAAAUAUCCAGAUUAAACGAACUGCGAAAGAGAGGCACGAAAAAAAAUCCAUAUAGAUGCUCAUAAAGACGCAUAGUUUGAGGCAGUUUAUCUGCUCACCACUCAGCUGUGUCAAUUCAGAUUGACUCCCAUAGAAGGGGAGCAGACCCCCCAAAAGAGGGCAAACAUAAGCAUCUCUCAGAAGUAUCGGUGCUGGAGCAGACUAGAGGACAAAAAUGAUCCGAUACAUUCUAUUGCUGCUCCUAUUCACAAAAAUCAGUUCGGCUUUCAGAGAAAUGGCUGCCAGUCGCUUGGAAAAUGUCACGCAGACCAUUUCACGCCUCCUGGAGGGCUAUGAUAUCCGACUGAGACCAAAUUUUGGCGGAGAACCACUAUUUGUGGGCAUGGAUCUCACAAUUGCCAGUUUCGAUGCCAUUUCAGAAGUUAACAUGGAUUACACCAUAACGAUGUAUUUGAAUCAAUACUGGCGCGACGAGAGAUUGGCGUUCAAUGCAUUCGCUCCACUGGAUGACCGGGACAGCAAUGGGGUCAAUGAUGCCCUAACGCUGUCCGGUGACUUUGCCGAGAAGAUCUGGGUGCCGGACACAUUUUUUGCAAAUGACAAAAACAGUUUCCUCCAUGAUGUAACUGAGAGGAAUAAGCUAGUGAGAUUGGCAGGGGAUGGGGCUGUGACGUACGGCAUGAGAUUUACUACAACGUUGGCUUGCAUGAUGGAUCUGCAUUACUAUCCUCUGGAUUCACAAAACUGCACCGUUGAAAUUGAAAGUUAUGGAUACACAGUGAUGGAUGUUGUGAUGUACUGGAAACCAACUCCGGUGCGUGGGGUGGAGGAGGCUGAAUUGCCUCAAUUCACCAUAAUUGGGUACGAGACGAAUGACCGCAAAGAGGAACUGGCCACAGGAACCUACCAAAGGCUGUCAUUGUCCUUCAAGCUCCAGCGCAAUAUUGGCUAUUUCGUCUUUCAGACCUAUUUGCCCAGUAUCCUCAUUGUCAUGCUAUCCUGGGUAUCAUUCUGGAUCAAUCAUGAGGCCACGAGUGCUCGGGUUGCCCUGGGUAUCACCACAGUUCUCACCAUGACCACAAUUAGUACAGGAGUGAGGAGUUCACUGCCACGCAUUUCCUACGUAAAGGCAAUCGACAUUUACCUUGUGAUGUGCUUCGUGUUCGUCUUUGCCGCCCUCCUUGAGUACGCCGCCGUCAAUUACACGUAUUGGGGUGCCAGAGCCAAGAAAAAGAGCAAAAAGAACAAGGAAGCAGAACAGAAAGUUACAGGAAAAUCAGCAAAGGUUGAAACCACCUCAUGCUCCACGGAGGACAUCAUCGAGCUGCAGGACGUUAGGAUGAGUCCGAUUGCCUCGUUGCGCAAUCGACACAAUGCCAGUUUGGGCUGGGCCGUUGGAUCAGAUUCCGUAGACAUUGCCAAGUUCCCACCUAGCUUCCGAAUCGCCCGAACCUACGGAUCCAGCAGAUCUGGCCUCAGAUAUCGAGGCAAUCGAGGAACAGCUCAGAACCGUCCCAAAAUGCUCCAUGCCAUCCGUCGGGGUGCUUCUGUGCUGAAAGUCACCCUGCCCAAAAUCAAAGAUGUCAACAUCAUCGAUAAGUAUUCAAGGGUGGUGUUCCCAGUGAGUUUUCUGGCCUUCAAUGCAGGCUACUGGAUAUUCUACGUAUUGGAAUGAUAAUAGGGAUGGUGUGAAUAGUAAAACUACGGACAACCGUUCAGGAACUGGGUCAAAGAGGCACAUUAGAGUUUAUUGGAAAAGGAAUCAAAUAGAGAAAAAAAAAGUUUUGAGCGUUA